CCUGAGCUGCUGCACUGAAGCUCUCCGCUGUGUGGACCUGUCUGUAGAUGCAUGAUGGCCGGGAACGUCAUGAAAGGACUUUUCUGCUCUUUAUUCGACUACAAAACGGAAAAAUACAUUGUCGCCAAAAAUAAGAGAGUUGGAGUUUUGUACAGACUUAUUCAGUUAUCUAUCAUCGGUUACUUAAUUGGGUGGGUUUUUGUAAGCAAGAAAGGCUACCAGGAGACAGAUGAGGCCAUCCAGAGUUCUGUCAUUACUAAACUGAAGGGAACCUCAAUGACAAACACCACUGAGUCUGGUCUGCUGGUGUGGGGGCCGGAGGAUUAUGUCAUCCCACCGCAGGGUGAAGCUGUCUUCUUUAUUGUAACCAAUUUCUUAGAGACGCCAAACCAGAAGCUUGGAUACUGUGCUGAGAGCCCCAAAGUGCUGGAUGGACACUGUCAAAAUGACAAUGACUGUGAAGAUGGAAAGAUGGUGGUGGCUGGUCAUGGAGUCGAGAGUGGCCGAUGCUUAAGAGAGGAUGAAAACUCAAAUGGUACCUGUGAAAUCUUCGGCUGGUGUCCCAUUGAAAGACGCUUCAAACCACAAGGGCCUCUGCUGACGAGCGCUGAAAACUUCACCAUCUACAUCAAGAAUUUCAUACAAUUUCCUAAAUUCAAAUUUGUAAAGUCCAACGUUCUGGAAACAUCUAAUGAAUCCUAUUUGAAGAAAUGCCGAUACGAUGAAAAGCUCCACCCUUACUGCCCCAUCUUUCGCCUGGGAGACAUCACCAGACGAGCAGGACACAACUUCCAGGACAUGGCCACGUUUGGUGGCUCCAUUGGCAUAAUGAUACAGUGGGAUUGUGACCUUGAUAAAGGCUACUCCAGCUGCCAUCCACAGUACCACUUUACUCGCCUGGACGUCAAUGUCUCCAACAAGAGCAUCGCAAUGGGAUUCAACUUCAGACACACUCGGUAUUUUAAAAAUGCUGCUGGUGUGAGCUAUCGAUCUCUAUUCAAAGUCUAUGGUAUCCGAUUUAACAUCAUGGUGCAUGGGAAGGCCGGGAAGUUCAGCAUCAUCCCAACAGCCAUCAAUGUAGGUUCAGGACUGGCUUUGAUGGGUGCUGGAGCUUUCGUCUGUGACAUGGUCCUUCUCUACAUAAUGAAGAAGGGCACCGCGUAUCGAGAGAGGAAGUUUGAAGGAUGCAGAAAUUCGAAGCCAGCAUCCAAAGACAACGGUGUGGAAGACAGAAAGGGCGCCAUGGAUCAGGAGACUAUGACAGUUUAGUCUUUUACUCCAAGAGACGAGUUUGUAACACGCCCCUGUUGCCUGUGGACUGAUUUCUAUGUGAAGGACCCGGGCUGUGAAAAUCCACCUGAAGUGACGUUUCUGCAUGCUCCCUAGUGCCUUGCCUCUCUUCCGCUAAUGUCAACAAAAGGCCAGCAUGAUGACACAACAACACAACAAAGAUGGUGCUAUCCGACUAGAAAUACCCUGCACAUAUUAAAACAAUAUUAUUGCCUCAACAAAGAAGCAGAAAACAAGCUCCAGAGCGAUAGUAGAACAUAGCUUACCCCUUUUGUUUUUCUUAUUGGUAGUCCAAAGUUCGUAAUAAGCACAUGUUUCACAACAAAACUGCAGCAUGUUGCUUCCCAGCCACAGCUCACUGAGCCCACCAGUGUUUAAUGAACACGGCUGGUAAAAACAGUUGGUGGUUUGCAGCUCGGGUCAGGUUCGGUUGGUUGAUAAACACAUGUUUGUGUGAGUCGGGCAGUGUGGAUUGGCUCUCACCGGCCAGCAGCCACAGCGCAACAGAAGCCUCUGUGUGUAUGUUUGUGUGUGAGCGAGUGAGUGUACGUACAUACAGCGAGGGGAUUGACUGAUUGGGAGUAAGAGAUGCUUUGCUGAAACACGGUGCAUAAACACAACGUUAGAGAUCUUUUAUGUAAUUAUGAGAAGUGUAAGCAAGGAAAAAUACGUAAAAUAAGUAAGCUUUUUAGAAUAGAAAAAUGUGAAAAUAUUGUAUCUGGAAGACAUUGUUAAAAAUUUGCAAGAUAUGAAGGAUCAAGAUAAGGCAAGCGUUUUUUUAGUUAAUCGUUAGAAAAUGAAUUUGACCAUUACAAAUGCUUCGUUACUUGAUGUGCCAAAAAUGUUUUGACAAAACUGUUUUAACUAAAAAUCAGAUUUGCAGAUUUCUGAGGAAAUAUAGACUUUCCAUAUGAUUAUCAUGAUAUACGUGUGUUGUGAUCUCACAUUGCUAUGAAUGUCCUUUGUGUUUAUUGAUCUGUCCUCUAUCAAUAUUUAUGGAUAGAUUGAAGGGAAAUCUGUAGGUGGACAGAAGAUAGAUGUUCUGUGAAUAUAUAACAUGCUAAAAUGAUUCGACAGUGUCGGUCUGUCCGAUAUUUAUUGUUGUUGAAGGUCUGGGGUGCUGGUGUGAUGUAUUGAAGAUUACAUUGUUUAAUGCUUGUUUUUGCAAUGACUAAAAAUUCCAAUAAAGGGAAAAUACCUCAUACACGAAUCAAGCUUUAAGUGCCAGGUUUCAGAGUGGUUCACCAUUUCUGUGUUUUUUGUUUACCUACUUAACUUUUUAUAUAUUUAUUAAUUAUCAAAGAAAAAAGCUUCACAUGUCAUCUGAGUAAAUGUGCAAAUUAAAGUUUUAAUAAGAAACAUGA
Thunnus maccoyii (southern bluefin tuna) is the source of this 2654-nucleotide messenger RNA. RefSeq names its product P2X purinoceptor 5-like. Gene Ontology annotation, cellular component: plasma membrane; nuclear inner membrane. Gene Ontology annotation, molecular function: purinergic nucleotide receptor activity; extracellularly ATP-gated monoatomic cation channel activity. The coding region runs from base 52 to 1269 and encodes 405 amino acids. Gene Ontology annotation, biological process: monoatomic cation transmembrane transport; response to ATP. NCBI's taxonomy places the organism in Eukaryota, Metazoa, Chordata, Actinopteri, Scombriformes, Scombridae. The transcript has 13 exons. The record is from RefSeq and is a predicted model, not a curated record.